UUGCACACUCUUUACACUCAUUCAGUAUGAUAUUUGCAUUCCGAAUUCUACUGGCCUGUUUGACGGAAACGUUGCAAACAUGAGUACUGUGGAAGCUGCGGCUUCGUUAUUUGGUUCAGAUGGUGAUGUUGGGCCGGAUCCGUUUUCGGUUAUUGGCAACGAGGAGACUGACACGACACCACCUGCCGGGUUGGCGGUACAUGAAUAUGGACAGCACGAGUCUGCUUCUUAUCCAUCUGACAUGGACGCUUCCAGCUUGUUCGCUGAAGACAUUCCCAAGGGCACUCAGCCUUUUGAACAAGAUCCCUGGUCAGUUGCUGUGGACCACGAUACCAGUGUUCCUGAACCAGGCUCCUGACAGCUCGCAAUACUCUGCUGCCGGUUACGAACAGUCUCAAGAGUGGUCCUCUGCGCCUGGUUACUCCACGACUCAACCGCAGGUCUCGUAUGUCCAACAACCAGUGCAAGGAGGUCAUAAUGUUAGCGGUACAGCAAGUGCUUAUCACCAGUACACACCGGACCCAACUGCCAAUUCCUCGCAAUGCGGCGGGAGUCAAUAUCCAAGCCAACCAUAUGUGCCGGUCCACGGCAGCUACGAUCAUUACAAACCCACCGUUAACAUCGCACCCACUCGCGCGUCACAACCACUUGCUGCACCUGCCGACUCUCAGACAACCGACUCUCAGACAACAUACGAGCCGUAUAACCCUAUGACACGCUCGGUUUCUCAACCUUAUUCGUCGUUUGCGCAUGCUGCACCUCCUAAGCCAGCUUCUCCCAGCAUCCCUCCUCCUCCUGCUCAAGUUCCUCCUGCGAUGUCGGCUGCAUCUUAUCGUCCACAGAAGUCGAAUGCGUAUGACCCCCCUCUUCCUCCUCCGAAGGUGCCAAAGCGUGCUGUGAGCGCACGCGCACCAUCAUUGGGACCUUAUACCUCGUAUGGCCAGCCCUCGCAAAUCCCUCCUGUACCCCCUGUACCCGCUGUGCCUCCCCCUCCCCCUCCCCCUUCUAAUAGUACUUGGUAUGGCAGCCUUUCCGGUAAUGUGGCACAACCUCCAGUUUCCCAUCCACCUCCACGAGCGCAAGUGACACGUCAGCUUACAGGCGCUUUGGGUGUUACCUCGCCACCCAAGCUUCUACAGCAGCUUCCACAACCGACUAUUGGCAAUCAUUACACGCAACAUAGUUUAUCUCAAGCAGGCGCUCGUACAUCCCCAUUGGCUGCCCCUCCUGUACACGCGAAUCCCCCGACACCCCCACAAAACUCUUAUGAGCAGGAAUUACUUGACGAGGCACCUACUCCUAAACAGGGUUCAUCUAGCUCAUUUGCGGAUGUCAUCCAACGUGUUAUCUCUCCUGCCACUGAGACAUAUCCACUACCAAGUCACUCAGAGAGUCGUGCCUACACAUCUGAUGAUAUGCCUUGGGACGAUCCGGAAAGUUUGCAGACGGAUACCGAGGCAACAUCCUCUUCUUUGCAUGCCGUUCGAGAUCCCUACACGCUUCCACUUCCUGCAGAGUAUGCUAGUUUGAAUGGUUCCACACAGCUGCAUAGCAGCCCACCUUCAUCCCCAGUCUAGAGGCAAGGUGCAUCAACACCAAGACACGAUGAUGAUGCGAGGCUCAGUGCUACGGCGGUCUCCUUCUCAUUCCAGAGAUGGAUCCA
Messenger RNA from Suillus discolor, 1663 nucleotides. RefSeq lists its product as uncharacterized. The transcript is spliced from 2 exons. Bases 120 to 1577 code for a protein of 485 amino acids. Lineage: Eukaryota; Fungi; Basidiomycota; Agaricomycetes; Boletales; Suillaceae. The record is from RefSeq and is a predicted model, not a curated record.